Molecule: messenger RNA, 222 nt
Organism: Anisakis simplex (herring worm)
Lineage: Eukaryota; Metazoa; Nematoda; Chromadorea; Rhabditida; Anisakidae
Source: the annotation of a GenBank genome assembly
AUGAUCGAAAUAACGGUAAAUGAUCGUCUCGGCAAGAAAGUUCGAAUCAAAUGUAAUCCAACGGAUACGAUUGGAGAUUUGAAGAAAUUGAUUGCCGCCCAAACAGGAACAAGAUACGACAAGAUUGUACUGAAGAAAUGGUAUACGAUAUUCAAGGAUCAGAUAACGUUACAAGAUUACGAAAUACAUGAUGGAUUCAACUUUGAAUUGUAUUAUCAAUGA